CGCCUGCCGCCGCUCCCGCCGCCAACGAGCCGUAGGGCUGUGUAAGGCACGGAGGGCGACAUGCUGGAGUUGAACCAGCCGCCGGCCACCAGCAGCGCGAGCGGCAUGCUGUCCUUCCUGUCCAACAUGGAGGGCCGCGGUGGGUUGGUGCUCAACCCGCCGCUGGCCGCCCUGCACACCAUGACAGACAUGAAGACGCUGUACGCGCAGCAGCCCGUCAAGUCCCUCUCGCCACAGUCCUCCGCCGCAGCUGUCCCCGCAGGGCAUGGUCCCCGCAGGAGCUGGCCGCCUCCUACUCCACUGCGGCCAGCACGGCGGCCUCGUCCUCCACCACCACGCCCGCCACGCCCCAUAACAUCGAGAACAUCCUCAGCCGCCCCAACCCACAGAUGCACACGUCCGGCCUAUGCGGCAUGGGCCAGGUGGGCGGCAUGGGCGGCCUGGGGCGGCUGAGCGGCUCCAUGAGUCUGUACGGCGGCCUGGCGGGGAAGAUGGCAGACCUGGCGCGCCCAGACCACCAUCUACUGGCCGGGCGUGCAGGGCAUGCUGCAGAACCCGCUCUUCUGGCGCGAGAGGAUACAGUCCAACAACCCCUGUCUCCCAGUUUCGCUAGACAAGGACGGGAAGAAGAAACACACACGCCCAACAUUCAGUGGGCAGCAGAUCUUCGCCCUCGAGAAGACCUUUGAGCAGACCAAGUACUUAGCCGGACCCGAGAGAGCCAAGCUGGCGUACGCACUGGGCAUGACUGAAUCUCAAGUGAAGGUGUGGUUCCAGAACAGGCGCACCAAGUGGAGGAAGCGCCACGCCGCCGAGAUGGCCACGGCCAAGCGGAAGCAGGAGGAGGCGGUGGACGGCUACGGCGACGAGGACCAGGAGGAGGACGGCGAGGAGUCGCAGCAGGGGGGCAGCAGGACGUGAAGCGCGGCAAACACGCCAACUCCCCGCACGAGGACAGCGCGGCAGCAGCAGGCGGCGCAGGUGUGGCAGGAGCGCAGCCGCCGCCCCAGCAGACCACACCGCACCUCUUACACCAGCAGGAGGCCACAGCAGCAGCAGCGGCCGCAGCAGCAGCAGCCGCCGCCGCCGCCGCCGCCGCUGCCGCCGCCGCUGGGGGCGUGCAGCAGACCUCCUCACAGCCCCCGGUGCAGCAGUCACCCCCGCACCUGCCCCCCUCGGCCUCUCCCCUCUCGACUGUCCCCCCCGCGACCUCCAGUGAAUCCUGACGCACCUCCUUCCUGUCCUCACCAGUGACCUCCCUCACUCCACGACUCCCCGCCACUAGCCUCCACUGACCUCCUCCACCGCCCUCAUCAUCUCCACGAGUCUCCAGUGACCUCCAUCAUCUCCACCACCUUCACCACCCACAUCACCAUCAACACCCCGCACCGCCACGCCCCGCUGCCCCUCCGUCGGUUCCUAGACCCAGCCCCGCCUUGGGUCCCUCCUUAGGGUAUAUCUUCCCUCUCUCCCAUCUCCCCACCCCCCAGCCCUCUCCCUGCCAAAUGACUCUUUGUGUAGUACGUUUCUCCUCUCCCUCCUCUCCUUCUCUCACUCUGAAAGGUUGUGAUUCUCAGAUUCUGACUGUCAUCCACUCUCUCUGUCUCCCUCUCUCUCUACCCUUUCUCUUUCUCUCCCCCUCUCCUGCUCUCCCUCGCCCCUCUCCCCAGGUCAGGCUGUCUGCUGACCACCGCCCCGCCCCGUCAUUCUCUCUGCUUGCUGCUGAGAAAGUUUGAGUCAGUCAGGCAUGAUAAUGAUAAUAAUAAUAAUAAUAAUAAUAAUAAU
Messenger RNA from Scylla paramamosain (green mud crab), 1785 nucleotides. RefSeq names its product homeobox protein Nkx-6.1-like. Gene Ontology annotation, molecular function: RNA polymerase II cis-regulatory region sequence-specific DNA binding; DNA-binding transcription factor activity, RNA polymerase II-specific. The record is from RefSeq and is a predicted model, not a curated record. The transcript has 3 exons. The coding region runs from base 544 to 921 and encodes 125 amino acids. Gene Ontology annotation, cellular component: nucleus. Gene Ontology annotation, biological process: cell differentiation; regulation of transcription by RNA polymerase II. Lineage: Eukaryota; Metazoa; Arthropoda; Malacostraca; Decapoda; Portunidae.